AUGGGUCGUGCCUUGGAUCUGCAGGACUUCAUCGUUCGAUCUCGAGUGCUGAAGCUGUAUAGGCAAGCGCUCCGGGUCGUUCGUAGAGCACCUGAUGGUGCUAAAGAUGAACUGAAGCAAACAGUUAGGCAGGAGAUGGAGAACAACCGGAACUGCAACGACAGGCAGUCUAUUCGAUUUCUAAUGAGCGACGGACUAGAGAGGCUGAAACGUCUGGAUGAGACCCUGGAUAUGCAGGGUCGUUGA
Molecule: messenger RNA, 246 nt
Organism: Linum trigynum
Lineage: Eukaryota; Viridiplantae; Streptophyta; Magnoliopsida; Malpighiales; Linaceae
Source: the annotation of a GenBank genome assembly